Sorghum bicolor (sorghum) is the source of this 1781-nucleotide messenger RNA. Its product is annotated as DNA repair protein recA homolog 2, mitochondrial. NCBI's taxonomy places the organism in Eukaryota, Viridiplantae, Streptophyta, Magnoliopsida, Poales, Poaceae. Gene Ontology annotation, biological process: DNA repair. The record is from RefSeq and is a predicted model, not a curated record. The transcript has 8 exons. Bases 192 to 1421 code for a protein of 409 amino acids. Gene Ontology annotation, molecular function: ATP-dependent DNA damage sensor activity; ATP binding; single-stranded DNA binding.
ACACUAAACAAUCUGGAAAAACGAAUUGGGGGCACGGACCACUUCGGCCUGUCCAUGGUCUAGCUCGGGCCGCCGAGGCCCACCAAUAUGGAUUGGAACGACCCACGCAGGCCUCGCCGUAGAGAAGACCCGGAGACGCGCAACCAACAUCACAGCACUCGAGCGCGCGCGCGGCCCACCGCUCCGCCGCCAUGCGAGGGCUCCUCUCCUCUUCCUCCGCUCUCCUCCGACGAGCCGCCGCCCAGCUCUCGCGCGCGGAGUGCGGUAGCGCCUCAGCAUCCGCGCCCUCUCCUCUCCCCCGCUCUCCCCUCCAGAAUGGGAAAAGAGAGACAUUUUGUUCGUUUUGGUACAAAGGUCGUUCGAUGUCAACCACAGUUGAUAUGCAGUUAGACUACGAGAGCGAUCCCCCGCUUGACGGUGCAAAAGCUAUCGAGAAGGAGUCGUCACUUAAUAUUGCUGUCUCUCAACUCGCAAGUGACUUUGAUAGAGAAUCCAAUUUAUGUUUGGAGCGAUUUUCCCGUACAAGGAAAGCAUCUGUAGUCUCUACUGGUUCUCUUAAGCUUGACCUCGCGCUCGGUGUUGGAGGAUUACCAAAGGGUAGAAUGGUGGAGAUAUAUGGGAAAGAAGCAUCUGGGAAGACAACACUAGCACUUCAUGUUGUCAAGGAAGCUCAAAAGAAUGGAGGUUAUUGUGCUUAUAUUGAUGCAGAGAAUGCCUUUAACCCUUCAUUUGCUGAAGCUAUUGGUGUAGACAGUGAAAGGCUCUUGAUAGCCCAACCUGAUUCUGCUGAAAAUUCUUUAAGCAUUGUAAACAGUCUUGUUGGUGGAUCUGUUGCUGUUGUUGUUGUGGAUAGUGUGGCAGCACUUAUUCCCAAGUGUGAAAUUGAAGGUGAAAUAUACACAAAUUCUGAAGACAUCCAAUCCCGUUUGAUGACUCGGGCGCUUAGAAAAAUUCAGUACACUCUAUGUCGCUCUGAAACACUUAUUAUUUUUGUGAAUCAGGUUAGAACAAAGAGGACCUCAAAAAAUUUUCCUGGGAUCUACAAGGAGGUGCCUUGCGGUGGUAAUGCAUUAGGGUUCUAUUCUGCAGUUAGAAUGAGGACUUCAAGAAGAGAACUGCGCUAUAGUGAAGACGAGGCUACUGGCAUAGGUAUAUCAGUGCAGAUCAUCAAGAAUAAAUUGGCUCCAGCGAGCCUGAAGGAAGCCGGCAUCGACAUCAGAUUUGGCAAAGGGAUCUGCCAUGAAUCAGAAAUCCUGGAGGUGGCUUCUUCCGUCGGAGUUAUCCUGAAAGAUGGGUGUGGGUAUUGGAUCAACAAUGUGUUCCUGACGGGCAAGUUGGAAGCUGAGAAGUUCCUACGUGAGAACGCUGCAGUGGCAGAUGAGAUCUGCAGUACCGUGAGAAAUGAGCUCUUGCAUAGGUGACAUACGAAGGCCACUGGAAGUUGGCUCUGACUCGGGUUGACUAGGUGCAGUUAUCGUAUUAAUUGGGGCACACUGCACCUCCAAGCAACCAUUUUAAGUAGCUGCCGGUUUAUGAAUACCCUUACAGCCUUACUCUAUGAUAUGAUGGAAGUAAAGCUAAGCGACGGCGACCAAUUAGAGAGGCUAAUGUAUUGUGAGUCGGUCUGUCUUGAUCCCUUCAUGAAUCAUGAGGCAUUGAGAUGGAAAUGUUGUACAAUCAUGUAUUCGUAGAUUUCUAUAGGAUAUUGCUGUGCCUGUUGUGUAACUUUGACUUGGCAACAGUUAAUUGAGUUUACGAAGGCCAUUAAUAUUCCCUCCAAA